This is a messenger RNA of Penicillium paradoxum, 309 nucleotides long. RefSeq lists its product as uncharacterized. The record is from RefSeq and is a predicted model, not a curated record. The transcript is spliced from 2 exons. Bases 1 to 309 code for a protein of 102 amino acids. NCBI's taxonomy places the organism in Eukaryota, Fungi, Ascomycota, Eurotiomycetes, Eurotiales, Aspergillaceae.
AUGUCCGUUCAGGGCAUGAGGCUUUCAAAGGUUGCUCCCAAGGGCUUUUGUGCCGCAUUACAAAACGCCAAAAGCCUCGAAUCAGAACGCUGCGCCCAGGCGACUUUCUUUGUAUGGCCGAACAUGACGUACUUGGCCAUGGAUCGACAAAAGAUCCAGCGAGACCGACGGGAGACCGGCACAAAGAGAAACGUGGUUUUCAUUUCAUAUUUCAGGUCCUUUAGCGAAGUCCCCAACGUCUCGGCAAACGGGUUCGGUCCAUUAACAAUGCUCUGGACCGCGAAGUCCGCAGUCGAUCCGGGGCGGUAG